Messenger RNA from Babesia bigemina, 2478 nucleotides. RefSeq lists its product as hypothetical. The transcript is spliced from 3 exons. Lineage: Eukaryota; Apicomplexa; Aconoidasida; Piroplasmida; Babesiidae. The coding region runs from base 1 to 2478 and encodes 825 amino acids. The record is from RefSeq and is a predicted model, not a curated record.
AUGAAGGGAAGAAAGCCAGACAGCAAGAUCAACGGCCGCGGCAUCCGUCGCGGCUGCGAGGCCGCGAUGGUGAAGCUGGAGAAUUUGUACUUCCACGAGUUCGACAACGAGGCGGCGCCUCUUGGGGUGCGUCGCAUCCAGCGUGUUGCAGAUUCCCGACCUUCCAUGAGGCCUAACAUUUUCAUCCAGCCUGAGCUGAUCAGCCGGCUGGACCCGUUCCGCAGGGUGUACUACGACGAGUGCCGUCCGCUUUUUCCGUGCCCGUCUGAAUCGCCGGGUGCGUUUUUAUCGGAGGAGACGCUGCGCCGUCAAGCUGAGGCUGCUGCCUCCAUAUGGAAGAUCGAGCCUUUUCCCCGCUCUGGCCCCGACCAGGCAGCGUCGUUAAACAACUGCGGCUACUUAAGCUACAAGGGCGCGAUUCAGCACACGUCGUUCAUUUUACCUACCCAGCGGACGCCUGUGCGCACGGGCACGGAGCAGUCUGGCGGCGCUGGCAGCACCCUGUCCGGCAAGAAGGGCAGCCCGUCUAACUCGCUGAAGGCGCUGUCGCACCGUCUGAAGGACAUUCUGAAGAGCGCCAUGACGGAUUCCGACUUGCGCUACAUCAAGGGCGACGAGCUGGUGCUCGGUGGCUGCGCCGUGGACGAGGUUGAGAUCUGCACCCCUAAACACCAGGACCGCAACAACCAGCACACCGUCACCAAGGACAGCGUGGACAGUGCCCCCGACCCCAUAACGCACGAGAUUGGGUUUAAGGAACCCCCGCAUACGAAUGCGGGCACCGACGGCAGCGGUGAGGAUGGCUUCAUCGACGCGGUUUCGCUGAGCUCCUCGUCGGAGGAUGCCAACGACGGUGACGACACGACCAGGCACGCCGACUCGCGUGCCGCUGAGUCGCGUGAUGCCGGCGCUGUUGCCAGUGGCAAUACGGAUCGUCCGCGUGCUGCGGAUUCUGGAGGCGCGCUGGCGCUGAGCGCCCCCCGCACUCAGAUUGACGGGGCUGGCAGUGAUCAGCGCCGGGGUGUCGAGGCACCUUCGCCGACGGUGACCCCCUCGGCGGCCGUGCAUUGCUACCCGCCCACCGCUCUGAUGCGCUUUCACCUUUUACAAGGCAGCAAGAAGCGUCUUGCCCAGGGAACUGCCGAUAUUAACAGCCCGUCGCUGUCUUCACACCAGUCCAAAGACCCCAUAGCCCCGCAAAUAGCUCGUGAUAGGUGUCUGGAUACUAAACCGCCGGCCAAAUCGGCGUCGCAGACCGAGGUGGGCCCGCGUCCGGUGGGCCCCGUGCCCGGUCGAGAGACCAUGUCCGACCCCAGCGAGUCCAGGAACCCGGAUGCGCCGGCCCCGAGGUCCGUCGCGAAACGCGGGUCUACCGUUAUCGACGCUGGCGGGGACGUGCUGGCGUUGAAGUCUGCGCACCUGAUCAGCAACGUGGUCGAGGUGAAUCCGUCAGGCCGCGGUGGUAUCCUGCAGCACCUGAAGCAGCUGAACAACCCGGUCGAGAGCGCGAGGGUCGCUGCGCUGGAGGCGACGAUUUCGAGCGACGACGAAGGGCGUCCUACGGGCAAGCUGGUCGACAAGAAGCACUCCAUCGAGCUGCGCCGCAACAGCCUGUACCGCGAGUUCAUAGACAACUACAACGAAAAGCGCAAAACGAAGUUUCUGAAGGGCAUCCGCAUCCCUCUGAAGAAGAACGACACGCAGACUACGCUGCAGUUCGGCGACCUGCCGAAUGCGAGCAGUCGCAGCGCGGGUUGCGGCAACACGCCCCCGCACUCCGCCCCCUCCGACAGGGCGCCCGCCCUGUCUACCGACGACGAAUCUCCGCCGCACAACAGUCGCUACUACGGUCGGCGCGCCUCCACCGGCGGCUACGCGCGAGAGCACGGCGGUCGCGAGUACCAGGAAGAGUACCCGCCGGAUGACGGCUACAAGCGCAGGUCGUCGAUCGAGCGUUACGAGGAGCCGCGCGACUACGCGCCAAUGCGGUCGAACCGCUGGUCCAGUGACACCAUGUACGACUCGCACGUGCAUCCCAGUGACGGCGACUGGUACCACUACCGCCCGCUGUCGAGGCAAGGCAGCAUGUCGUCCAUGACCGCCAGCGACGGCAACACGGCGGAGUCGCUACACUCCAGCCACGUCUACCGCGACCGGUCGUUCGACUGUUACGAUGAGUACGAGAGCCGCUCCGGCUGCAGCCGACGCACGCAGCGGUUGGGUGAUUACGUGCGUGACUCGGAGCGCUCCCGCCACCGCGGGUCCGAGCUGAGCGUGCUGCAGUCGAGCUACCCGCCGGAGUACCGCGAGAGCUACAGCAAGUACCGUGAGAGCGAGCGGUACGCGCCAGAACACGACCGGCGUGACUACCACUCGUCGGACUACCGGUCGCGGGACCGCGACUACGCGUACCGCCCUCGGCAUCGCGCGUACGACAUGGACGCUCCGCGCCACUACGGCCGCCGUUGGGAUGCGUGA